CGAAAAUAUAUAGGGGAAACCGGUGCGUUGCAUCCAACCCCCUGUUGGGCCAUCAGCCGUUCGGCGCCUUCGCCCAUUGUCGCGAGUUUCCGAGCCGAAACGGGCGCCUGCCGCCGCACUGUUUUCAAACAAAACGCGGAGCGCGCGAUGUCAGUUGAGUUUUGUCCGCAUUUUACGAUGGAAGAGGAGCUGCGCUGCUUCGCUUGUAAACAGUUUUAUAACAAUCCGGUCCUGUUGCCGUGCUAUCACGGCAUUUGUCUGCACUGCGCCCUUAAUUUGCAACAGCCCGCCAAUCAUAAUGCCGCCUCCUCCGCGAAUAACGUAAAUGUUGUUAUUACCGAAAACGCGGAAAGUGUGGCCUCCGGUUCUUCCGGAGACUACCAAGAGUCCGACAAAUUGUCCAUCCUGAGCGAAACGGAUAGCGGGGUUGUUUGUACUUCAAGACCCAACUCCUACGUAGGAACACCGAACGGAGUACUAUUUCCUAGUGCCCUAUCGCUAGCCUGUCCAAUUUGUCAUAAGGUAGUUUACUUCGACGAUAACGGUGCACACAACUUACCCAAGUACCGCGUUAUGCAAAGCGUCGUUGACCGGUACGGCGAACUGCGUAAUCUUACCCUCAAAUGUCAGUUAUGCGAACAGGAACCGGCCAAAGAUGCGACCGUGAUGUGCGAACAAUGCGAAGUACUUUAUUGCGACUCUUGCAAGGAAUCCUGCCAUCCUGCCAGAGGACCUUUGGCCAAACACGUUCUUACUGAACCGAAACGCGGAGGUAUCACCGCGAAUAAAUCGAAAGAUGGGAAAUGUCCCGAUCAUCCGGAAGAGACAUUAAACAUGUACUGUAUGGUUUGCAAAAUGAGUGUUUGUGCUUUGUGUCUCAUGGAUUCUAGACAUACCAGUCACGAUGUGCAGAGUUUGGUUGUCAUGUGUAAAGCUCAAAAGACGGAGCUAUCGCAUAAUUUGCAACAGUUGUCAGAAAGAGCGAAAUCUACAACGGAGUUUAUUCAGAGACUAAAAGGGAUGAGUGAUAAAGUAAAUGAAAAUUGUGAGGAAUUCGAACAAAUAGUAUCGGCACAAUGCCAAGCGUUAAUAGAGGCCAUACAAGUCCGAAGAAAUACGCUUAUAGAAUGCAUUAGGCAAGACAAGGAAGUGCGUGUUAGGGCUCUCAAAGAGCAAGUUACUACAUGUACUACUAGGCUACAGCACACGACAUCGUUACUACAGUUUUGUAUCGAGGCACUUAAAGAGACUGACAGUUCUGCGUUUUUACAGGUUGGCACCAUGUUAAUAUCUAGAGUAGCAAACACAGAUCAUUCGUGGCAUAAGGAAUGGACAGCACCCAGAGUGUCGCCACAUUUCGAUCUUACCCUAGAUGACAAAUCGGUAUUGAAGGCGAUAGAACAAUUAAAUUUUAUUCAAAUGAAACCAUUCAUUGAUGGGGAAGAAAGAGUACCGGCAGCUCCAGCUGCCCCAACAAUAAUUCCGGAAGAAUGCAGCGCAGAAAAUAAUUCGGUAACAAUAGCGUGGCAACCUCCGCCCCACAGCCACGUUGAAGGGUACGUUUUGGAGCUCGACGACGGCAGCGGUGGAGAUUUUAGGGAAGUGUAUUGUGGCAUAGAAACAAUUUGUACAGUCGAUGGGCUUCAUUUUCACUGUAUGUACAAUGCAAGAGUCAAAGCCUUCAACAGCUCAGGAGAAGGCGACUAUAGUGAACUGAUAGGAUUGCAGACAGCUGAAGUUGCCUGGUUCACUUUCGAUCCGAUUCUGUCAGGGCCUGGACUACAAUAUUUGGAGGAUAACGCCACAGUUACUGGAGAAGGCUGGGAGCACAGGGUAGCAUUAGGCAGUGUGGGUUUUAGUAGAGGCGUGCACUAUUGGGAAUUUACCAUAGAUAAAUACGACGCAGACACCGAUCCGGCUUUUGGAAUUGCUAGGAUAGAUGUUACUAGAGAUAAAAUGUUAGGAAAAGACGAUAAAGGCUGGGCAAUGUACAUCGACCGUCAAAGAUCAUGGUUUCAACAUGCUGGAGCUCACGAACAGAGAGUAGAAGGUGGCAUCCAUGUAGGCUCUACUAUAGGAGUAUUGCUAGACCUGAACCAUCACACUCUACAGUUUUACGUAAAUGAGGAACCACAAGGAGUAAUAGCCUUUAGGGAUUUAUACGGAGUUUUUUAUCCUGCGGUUAGUAUCAAUAGAGGAGUGAGCGUUACAGUGCACACAGCUCUAGACGCUCCGUCUGAUACUGAGGAAACGUAAAUUUAUCUAAAAGACAAUAUUUUAAAUCUAAAUGUUAAAUUUCCUAUGCUCCCCAAUUUGCCCCGACUGAAUGUUUAUUGAUAUAAUACAUUCGGCACAUUCUUAAUUAAUAUAGUUUAGAAAUCGACGACUAUGUAUAUUAUUAAUGCAUAUCCAACUUUAAUUUUUUUAUUUUAUGAAAUAAAUUAUAAUUAUUGUGCCUGAUUCCUAUAUGUAUCUAUAUGUAUGUAACAUCCAAUAUCUUGUAUAGGGUGACUCUAAAAGGUCUGUCUAUAUGUACAUUGUUAGAAAGUAAUGGCAUUUCAUUGUUUGAAAAAAUUUAUCUUGAUAACAGUUCUAAAAUUUAAAAAUUUUAAUUUGCCACGACCCCUUUCAAUAACAAUUCAUUCUAGGUCCACGAUAUUUUUUUUAUUAAAUCGCUUUAUUUCCAUACCGUUGCAGUCUGUACAGACUGAUUGGAGACACCCUGUAUAAUAGGCAUGUCGUUUUGAUGUGAUAUCGAUCAAUAAUUUUAAUGAUAACGUAUAAUCGGUAAGCAAAAAACUUUGAUAUAUGUUUAAUGUGUGCAAAACUAAACAAAAUAUACUGAAAAAUGUAUGCAAGGAUGAUUUUGAGCUUAGACCCUGAAGCACCCAAAAUUGAUCACCUUGUAUAUUUUUUAUUACAAAUCACCUCCACAUUGUACUUAAAUUGGAAUGUACCUACUUGUAUUGGGUAUAAUUGAUUAUUCUACACCUUUUUUUUUAACCUAAUUUUACAGUUUCUGAAACACAUCUUGAAAAGGGUAGGUCUACAAGAUCAGAAAUUGGUUCAAUGAGAGCUACUCUGGAAAUUCUCAAAUAUCCAUAAUAUGAUUAUUUCGCUUAUUACUUUAUAAAUGUAAUAUUAUUCAGCAUAUUAGUUUUGUUAAAGUUUUUCAUAUUUUUACAUAUCAAUAUAUAGUUAUUAAUUAAUUAAGUGUUUAGUGGUUAAUUUAUUAGUUUCGAUAAGGAAAAAAUGAAACUAUAAGGGUAAACUGUAAACCUUAUUAAAGACUGAUUAAAAUUUUACUUUAAAAUAAUGUGUGGCUAUUGCUAAUCAAAUGUUUGCCUUUCUUUUUGGUGUCCACUGUCUUCUACCAAAACAAUAAUGAUUGUUUUCUUUUUAUUUUCGGCUUUGAAAAAUAUCUUUAGGUUUAUUUCUAGUCUUGACCAUAAUAAAAUUAUAAUCUAUUUUAAUUGAUGCUAUUUUAGUUUUAGUUUUAAAAAUAAAUCUAUUCCAUAUUAUAGACAUUAUUGAAAAAAAACUGUUUGUUACUAUUACUAUAAGCCUUUGUUAAAUUUAGUAGUAUUUAAAUUAUUAUUAGUAAGUACGAAAUUUAUUAGGGUACUAUAAUAAUUAUUGUACGAUCACUUUCUUUGUAAAUAAACAUUUAUUUAAUAUCAGACAUUUAUGAUUUGAUUUUGAUACUCUUGGACACAGAGGCUUUGAUACCUGAUAUUUCCCCGCUGUACCUGGAAAGUUCUUUUCUUGGUUCACGUACGGCACCUUUUCUGCGAAUCAGGGCUUUCCUGAACUUGAGUUUGUGCUUCACUCUUGGAUUUCUAAGUUCCUUCUUUCUAUGCGGAGUGAGCCCUUUGUUUUUAGCAAUUUGGUACGUAAUUGCACGUUUACUUGGUUCGGUUUCUUCGUUAUCACCUUCAAUCUCUUCAGGCACUUCCUUGUCAUCUUCACCUGAACUAUUCGAUUCAAACGUAACUUUUUUGGUCAUAAGAUUUUCGUCCAACUUGAUUUUUUUACUUGGACGACCACUGACUGAUUUGGAUUUUGUCUUUUUAGUAUUUUGAAGCUGACUCAGUAGUUUGAGAGUUUU
This is a messenger RNA of Ceutorhynchus assimilis (cabbage seed weevil), 4108 nucleotides long. Lineage: Eukaryota; Metazoa; Arthropoda; Insecta; Coleoptera; Curculionidae. The record is from the annotation of a GenBank genome assembly.